Symbiodinium necroappetens is the source of this 945-nucleotide messenger RNA. Lineage: Eukaryota; Dinophyceae; Suessiales; Symbiodiniaceae. The record is from the annotation of a GenBank genome assembly.
AUGUCUACAAUGGUUGCACUGGAGGAGUCUCUGCUACUCCAGGCAUAUCGGACCCUGUGUGGUGUCUAUGUGGGUCACCAAUGUCCACCGGUGAUCACAAUGUUUAGCCGGAACGAUAUCCUGGAGCUUGCGUCCAAGCAUCUGGAGCCGGCGUCUUAUGAGGUCAUGGUGCAAUAUGCGGCGACUCUCGACAGGCACCUCAACUGCGAUGUGGUGAUUGACUUUCCCAAGCCGGUUGGCUCGCUUAGUCCGAAGGCUACAGAGGCUGAGCAGCUUGCCUGGCAUUAUCUGGUGGAAGGCAGUGGCUCUAUCUGGGCCUCUGUGCGGUCUGUCGUGCCGAAGCUUCCCUUUGACAGGGACACUCGAAAGUUCUCCAAAGGCUUCAUCUGCACGUUGGGGCUUAUGGCGAAGAGGGGUACACAUGGCCUUACCCGCCAAACAGGAGGACAUCCUAAUGUCUGCAGGCUGAUCAAUCAGCUUGUUUUGGCUGUUUGCCCGGGCCUACGGUGGAGCAGCCUUACUAUUACCCUGGAUAACCUGUGCCAGCCGCAUACUGACAUGGGAAAUUGGUUGGGUGAUAGCCUUGCCUUGGGGCUCAGUCAUCAUGAUGCUGGAGGUCUCUGGAUUGCACAUCCACAAGGAUGUGACUUUGUCGAAGCCUCCCAUGUCUGCUGCAUCCAGUGCCUGCGCUUCGGCCUUAUCGCUGGAAAUGAUGAAUGCAUUCGGGACGUUGCCGUGAUGUGCAGCGUCGUGAUCGGGCAAGUGUUCAUGAGGGACCACAGGGGCUACUGGAGCGGCGGUCCCAUCGGCAACCACGGCGACUUCGGUAGCUGGAGCUGGGGCAUUGGUAGUACCCACGGCCUGGAACACUGCUUGGCCUACUCCCGUGGCAAUGACUGCCUGUCCCCGCAACGUAUCGACUUGGACGAUAUGGCGAUCGUGAGU